AUGGGCGUCACGAGGCGAGCGCUGGGGGCUGAGGUCAAGUCGCUGCAGUACUUCCUGAACCGCACGGCGGUGCUGAACCAGUACCGCGAGUUUCUGCGCACCACGAAGCCGCUGGCCGACGAUGUGCGGCAGGACGUGCGGCGCCAGGUGCGCGCGGGCUUCGAUGCCUACCGCAACGAGGAGGACGAGCGCCGCGUGGGUCUGCUGCUGCGGCAGGCGCGCGACCAGCUCAAGAUGGUGAGCGACCUGGUGGACACGGCGGUGGCGCAGCAGCGCAGCGCCGAGAGCAAGCGCGACUGGAAGAAGGGCGACUGGGCCGCUUCGAAGCAGCAAGCGCCCGCUGCUGCUGCUCCGGUGGAGGCAAAGGACACGUGGAUGGACUCACCGUCGGACGGUGAAGACGGCAAGGACGACGUCAAGGGACGAGUGGGCACUGGCUGGCCCUGGAAGAGCGACAAGGGCACAGACAAGCUCGACCUGGAAGGCAUCAAGCGGCGCUGACCAAAAGAGCGGAGUAUUGCAAGCGUCGCUCAUGGCGGGAGGAUCGUAGAACUCGUCUUCGCGUUUAGAUAGAGAAGGCGUGAAAACGCUCUUGCUGCGGCGUACGCGAGGUCAAAGGUCAAGCAGUCGAUGCCAACCUCAGGUUAAUAUUAAAUGCUACAGUACCUGAGAAUAUCGA
Molecule: messenger RNA, 679 nt
Organism: Phytophthora sojae
Lineage: Eukaryota; Oomycota; Peronosporomycetes; Peronosporales; Peronosporaceae
Exons: 1
Coding region: 1-501 (166 amino acids)
Source: RefSeq, a predicted model, not a curated record